Molecule: messenger RNA, 4908 nt
Organism: Symbiodinium sp. CCMP2456
Lineage: Eukaryota; Dinophyceae; Suessiales; Symbiodiniaceae
Source: the annotation of a GenBank genome assembly
AUGACGGACUGCGCUACGUUUCCAGGCUCGGGAUCCGACCCAAUGCUGAAAGGCCUGGCUAUGUCGUCUGCUAGGCUCCAACGGUCGAGCGUUCGUGCUAUGGAGUGCGUCCAGGAGCCGUUGGUCCUUCGUCCGACAUCGCGGACGCAAGCUUCGCUUUGCCUCGACUGCACUCCGCACCACGGCGCCCCGGGCGCCCAGAGACUGCGCGGCCAGCUGCCGAGCGCUUUCACCCAUCGAGCUCCGUUGCAGGCUUGGGGGCUGAGGGGCCUGUGCCUAGGAGCUGCUGGAGUCGCCGCCCAACGUGGCCGUCGCGUGCUGCAGAGGCGGCGUGACUCGCAGGUUCACCCGCGAUCGCGAAGCACACUCUCGGCCGGUAUGCUGCCCGAGGGCCCAUUGGUGAAGGAAAAGCGGGGUGCAGGCUCGGGAAGGCUCGGCUAUUCCCAGAAGUAUGCAGAGGAGGACGACGACGAGGAAGAAGGGCCAAUGACAACUAUCCUUGACUUCAACAACACUGAGGAGCGCCUCGAAAGAAUCAAGGAUGUGACACGAACACCUGUCACGCUGCUGACUGGCUUUCUAGGCUCAGGAAAGACCUCACUGCUCAAGCACAUACUCGAGAAUCAGGAGGGUGUGCGAAUCGGAGUUGUUGUCAACGACGUCGCCGCUGUAAACAUUGACGCUCAGUUGAUCCAGAGGUACGAGAAGAAUGGCGCCAUUGAGAUUGCGGAGCUUGCUAAUGGAUGUGUUUGUUGCACAGCAUCUGAUGAUCUGGUGGCAUCAGUACAAGAGCUGGUGAACAGGUGUUACGGAAGGCCGUUCCAUCAUGUGGUGAUCGAAAUGAGCGGUGUCGGUGAGCCAGAAGCCAUCAGGCGGCACUGGGACAUUGGCGUGGAAGUGGGCAUGCCUGCCACUUUGCUCACAGAGAUCAAGCGGACGAUCGCGGUGGUGGAUGCCAGUCUCUUUGGGAACGACUGGAUCGACAGCCGAAAGGCGUCGGCAAGGAACGAGCAAGGCAUGCCGCUGCCACACAAGGGCUUCGAGACGGUUGGCCAGCUUCUGGCUGAGCAGGUCGAAAAAGCAGAUCUCGUGCUGAUGAACAAGAUCGAUCUCGCCAGUGAUGAGGAAGCAAAGACCACCGAAGAGGUGCUGAGGGCAAUCAAUGGCGAUGCUGAUGUGAUUCGGUGCAGCUAUGGCAAGGUGAGCCCCAUCGAACUGCUCCCAGAGAUCCCCGAGGGGAUCAAGUAUCCCGAGUUCGGGCGAGGACGAAACUACCGGUGGGCACAGAACCCUCAAGUUCUGCAGCUCCGCGUCAAGGUUCCAGCCGACGCCAAGUCCAAGGACAUCAACUUUGACAUUGGCCGAACUUGGCUACAGAUAUGGGUGCAGGGCGAGCAAGUGCCUCGACUACAAGGAAAGCUCUUCGGUCGGCUGAAGGGAAUCGAGGAAUGGAUUUGGGAGCUGGAUGGUGAAGGCGAUGACCGCCACGUCGCGGUAUUUCUGGAGAAGAGCCAGGAGGGCAUGUGGGAGGACAUCUGGCAGAAAGACCUGCCCGAUCAGCCGGCGCAAGAGCACGAGCCCGUGGCGGCGGCAGAGGAACUCUCGGAGGGCCCCGCAUUGGCCGGUAGAGGUGCCCAUAACGGCCGGGGCAGGCAGCGCCUUUUUGGGAGGAACGCCCGGGCAGCUGGCAGAAGAUUUGGCAUCCGAACGUUCACGUACGAGCGACGCAGGCCUUUCAGCGCGGUUCGCCUGCAGAGGUUGAUCGAAGAUUGGCCCUUGCCACGGAAGAAGCAGGCUUUCGGAUUAGACGAGCUAGAGGUGGACGCAGAAGUCGAGGGCCUUCAGGCGCUGAAGCCCAUUCUGCGGUCCAAAGGCUUCUGCUGGGUGGACUCCGAGCCUUUUCGGGUCAACGAGUGGUCUCACGCGGGCAGGUCUCUGUCGGUGCUUCCAAAGGACUGGUGGUGGGCCGUCUUGAAGCCGGACCAGUUGAACUUCCAAGUAUGUUACCCCGGUGCGAAGGCGCAGUUUGAGCGAGCGCGCCGGGAGAAGUGGCAGGAAGAGUGGGGGGACAGACGGCAAGAGCUUGUCUUUAUCGGUGGGCCGGACAUGCGCGAGCAGUGCAUUUCCAAGAUUCUGGACAGCUGCUUGCUCCGGGACUCCGAGCUGGAGCAGUUCAGAGAAAGCACGGCAGAGACGUAUCCCCCUGAUACCUACUUCGGGGUCGAGGGCCUACUUCGCCAAAUGGGGGAGGACCCCGCUGCUUUCGCGGAAGGUUCCCAGCCAAGUUCCCAGGCAGAGGUCCUCAAUGGCUCCAGCGAUGCAUGGGCCUUAGCCAGGCGGAAGAGGCAAGCACCCGCCAGGCAGUCCUCCUACCCGAGGUUGACGAUAGCGAUGUACAGGCUGCUCGCUGCUGCCCUCCUCCUAGUCCUGCUGGCGAGUGCUGCGGCCGGAGAAAAAUGCGAUCUAAACAUCCCGCACAGGCCCAGGCAAGGGCAAACAUUGAAACUUAUCAAGCGCGACUGGGCCUCGCACCAGCUUGUCACGGAAGUCGCGGCUAUUCUGCUGGAAGAGAUUCUUAUGUAUGAUGUUGUCCGCGUGAAUCCGGACCUAGGCCCCGUUCACGAUUUCAGAGCGAUUUCUUUGGGGGAGGCGGAUGCAAACUUCGAAGUUUGGCAGGGUGGUAAAGAGGCACAGAUAGAGGAGUGGGUUCGACGUGGCGAUGCUUUCGUGGCAAACUCUCACAGCACGGUUGCCGCCAGUGGCCUGUACACCUUGAAGCAUACCGUGGACAGAUAUCCUGAAGCUGCCUUCUAUCAAUAUUUGCAGACUCCCCGGCUUCAGUGGAUAUUUGCAAGACAAGAGGUUGCAGGCGAGGCUGCCGCUGAUCCUACUGGUUUGUGCGCAGAUCCAGAAUGGAAUUGCACCAACUUCACCUGGCAACCACCGGCAUGCAUUCUUGAGCAGCAAAUCGCCAACAAUGCUUUGCCGCUGGCCGUGCAGUACCUGACCACCGUUAACAAGGAAAGGGAGAUUUGGGAAGCAUAUGCUUCUAAGCGCGACAUCCUCUUCCAGCAUCACUAUCCAGAUGCCGGAGUGGAUGGCGUCCCCGCCAGCACCUUCGUGCCCAUCCACUUCGCACCGAAGAAGUACGGCUGCAACUCCACGGAGACCCGCUUCCCUACGGGAGGUUUUGCGUGUCGCCUGGACGGGAAGCCGCUCCAGAUCCUCGUGUCACCAAAAGUCGAAGCGUCUCCGGACGCCAAGCACUUCGCCUCGAGGUUUCGAUUGGACGACAAUGACUAUGAGAAGCUGUUCCAAGCCUGGCGAGAUGCAGACGGUGAUGCGAAAGUGGCAGCUUGUAGGUGGCUGCAGCGUGAGGGGACUGCGAGAUGGGGCAGCUGGAUUAGGUUCAGCAAACAGGUCCGCAUGAUUGAGAACUUUCCGCCAACUUCCGGCUGCUUCCCAACGUUCUACCUUUUCCUUCUCUUGACGGUGGGAACGGCUUUCCUGUUCAAGUUGCCACGGAUGCUGUGGACCUGCAAGAAGCGGUGUCGCCGGACUUGUCAGGCCCUGAAUCCGAACUGGGAGCCAACGGACUUGUCGGACAUUGACAGGCGUCAGAAAGAUCGUGCCUUGUACACUCGGGCAGACUUCACCUCCAAAUUGGUCGCCUGCAAGCACGUCCAGUUCGUGGAGGUCAAGAUGGCACUUCUGAGAGGCUCGAUGGGCUUUGCGAGCUUCUAUCGUGAUGAAGAGAACUUCUGCCUUGGCAAUGGUGAGUCAAGCAUCCCACCGCCCGCUGGAUCGUGUUUCCGGCAGAUGUACACCUCGCCAAUGCAGGUUCUGGUCUACAUCAUGACAUCCGGGCUGAUGCGGACAGCCUUUAGUGCAUUGACCUUUGCCUUUGCCACUGGGAUGGUCGGGGCAUUAUUGGCGGAAGUCAGAUCCACCAUCGACAAGAACAAGCAAGUGGACCCAACUCUCCAAGACGAAGAUUGGUACACCUUGUUCUUGAUGAAUAUGCAGACAGUCGCCUCAAUCAUGGACGACUUUAAGUUUCUACCCACUUUCUUCAUCACCUAUAUGAUAGGGCAGGAUGUGACCCGAUGGCUGAAAUGGCUUCAGACAAUGUUCAGCAUCCAGGGCCGACUGCACGACCUUGGCUUGGUGAUUGCAAGCUCCUACCGCAAGCUGAACGAUCCAUGUGUGGGAAAGCAGCAGCGGCAAAUGCUGUUCAAAUGGUACAGGUAUCUCAAUGCGAUACACUACUUGGCAUAUUUCAAGCUCGAUCCCCGCAUAGGAACGUCUCCCGACCAAGUUGUACAGGACCUUCGGACUAUGGGCUUGCUCGUGGACAGCGAGUGCUUCCAGAUACUUAUGGCAAGUGCGAAGCUACGAGACACUCUCGUUUCCUGGCUUGGUAUUCUGUGGCACGACGAGCUCGAGCGAGGCUUCGUUCAGGCGGCAGACUCGGAUGUAUUUAUGCGAAAAGUUUGUGACCUGCGCGGUAUCUUGGCUUCUCUCGCAGACAUGCCAGACAUGCAAACGAGCCAGCUGGUUAGAGUCAUGAUGGUGGUGGUUACGAACAUCUUGCUGUCGCUGGCCUUAGUUGGUUAUCCGACAAAGAUGUACGAAGAGACCAAGCAGUGCUUCCAAUUUUGGCCACUGGUCGCUUCCUAUUUGUACUACGUGUGUUACAGGGGCAUGCUCCAUGUUAUGUUUACGUUAGACAAAGGGCCUUUCUAUGGCAAAGGGGACUGUGUCAACGUAGACGCUCUUCUUGUCAGUACAGAGCGCUUCGCCUUCCAUGUGUUCCGCACAUCCUUCCAGACGUUGCCGUCUGAGUUCAGAUACAUUCGAAAGCAUGAUGAAAUUCGCCCACUUAGAGAAAGCUACACAACUGAAUGA